Raphanus sativus (radish) is the source of this 953-nucleotide messenger RNA. RefSeq lists its product as uncharacterized. The transcript has 2 exons. Lineage: Eukaryota; Viridiplantae; Streptophyta; Magnoliopsida; Brassicales; Brassicaceae. The coding region runs from base 48 to 920 and encodes 290 amino acids. The record is from RefSeq and is a predicted model, not a curated record.
GCUCUCUCUCUCUCUCUCUCUCUCUCUCUCUCUUCCUCAAAACGUUAAUGGCGGAUAGAGGAGCUCUUCCGCUUCUUCGCCCCUCCUUGCCGCCGCGGCCGUCUAUUUUCCUCAGCUUCUCAAGCCUCCGUCCGUGGCAAAUCCAGAAGCCUUCAUCCUCCCCAUCCUCUGUUUUCCAUCCUCUCUAUUCAUCAUCCUCACGCUCUACAGUAGUUUCGGUGAAGGUAAUCUCCCUGAAUCGCCGGAGAUUCAGAUACAAAGUCUGUGCAGUCGCGGAGGAAGAAGGAAGAUAUGGACGGACGGAAAGAGGGAAGAGAGGGAGGAAAAGGCGGCAGCUUUGGGAAGAAUUAUUGGAGGAUAAUAAUGUUGAAGACGAUGAUGAUGUUGAUGUUGGUGAUAGUGGUAAAAUCGAUCUGUGGAAGAUCUUAGAGGAGAUUGUAGACAAUGUCUGGAUUCUAAAGGCAUUCAAGUCCUAUGGAUAUCUUCUCCCUUUCAUCCUCUUAUCGCUCUUCUUCAGCACCGGGCCCAAAGCUUUCCUCAUAUCGCUAGGUGUAGCCAUCGGUCCAUCACUGUUGUUUCUCGCGUUCCAGAAGUUGGUUGGUUGGGAUAAACGUAGAAGAGCAUCAACGGCUAAUCAGUUCGGGAUAGAGAUGGAGGAGGACGAGAGAAGGAGCCGAGUUCGAUACACCCCGUCUCAGGUCAGAAACAGUGGAAUGGCUUCUAACUUUGGUGGGUGGGACGAGCUAGAAGGAGGUCCCGGGACGGUUCCCAAGCAGCAGAGAACCGAACCGGGGAGGAAACCGGUUAAGAAGAGGAAGAAAAUAAGAAGGGAAGAAGCAGAAGCUGCACAACCAUUGUUGUUUAGAUUGUUGGUGUCUUUGUUUCCAUUCUUGAGCUCUUACACAAACAUGCUCAAAUAAAAUAAAAUAAACCCUCUAAACCGAUUAAACCAA